This is a messenger RNA of Symbiodinium natans, 4400 nucleotides long. The record is from the annotation of a GenBank genome assembly. Lineage: Eukaryota; Dinophyceae; Suessiales; Symbiodiniaceae.
AUGUGGAGGCAGCUGCUAGACCCGAGCACUCUUGUGCUGGAUGAUGGCGUGCCCUUUCCUAUCGCGUCGAUUUGGCUCUGCUUCCUAUGGCCGCUGCCCUCGUUGUUAUUUUGGCUAGCUGAAUUCUGCGCACGAAGACGACGCAUAACGACUCCUAUUGUGGAGGAGGAUACUGUUGAGCUGCCUUCGCUCCCUUUGCUCAGACCCAGCCCUUCCAACGCGUCCGUAGAUGAGCAUGCAGAAGGAUCAAGUGCCUGUGAGACAUCUGAGACCACAUCACAGUUACGAGUCAUGUUGGCCUCAUUGGAGCAUUCCCUCCCACAUCUGCCGGCUUGCAAAGCACUUGCUGGAGGACUGGGAAAAGUUAUGGACCUAAUUGCAAAGCACCAUCCAACAGAUAUCCUCAUGGUGCAUCCUAAACUUGCAGAAGACGAGACGGUGCAAUAUUCUGAAACAGAUGUAGAGGAGGCUGCUAUCCAAGUUCGUGUGGACGGAAGUUUGGAGACCGUCAGGGUAUACCGUUCAAAGGUCCAAGAGCAUGAGGGCGUCCGAAGGCACUUUCUGUUGCUUUCACAUCCCUGGUUUGAGACCCGUGAUAGGCAAUCGCUGUAUCCAAACCCUUUGUCUCGCAGAAAGGUGCUUCAGUUCUUUUCUUUGUGGAAUCAGUGUGUUGGUAAGCUGCUGUCGAGAUAUAGACCAGAUGUGUUCCAUUGUCCGGAUUUUCACUCAGCAGUCGCGCCUUGGUACGCCAUCACCAGCUACCCGGAGCUUCGAAUGUUGCUAGUUCUUCACAAUGCAGAGUAUCAAGGGUCCAUCGCAACAGACAUGCUUUCAUCUGGCCAGCUCCAAGUGAUGGCAGAAAUUUUCAAUCUGCCAAUGACAUUUGUUGCGAAGCACCUUCUUUUCGAAGGGCGGUUCAAUAUGGUGAAGGCAGCUGUGGACUUUCUACUCGAGAAGCAGCAAGGGCUUGGAGCCUGUGCAGUUUCUCACUACUACGCUGCGGAAUGCUACUCGAGGUACAGUGUUUUCUGGGAGCUUCCCAAAAUCCACGGCAUUGACAAUCCCAUGCUAGAGGAGGAGCGAGCAAGCUUGACCACCGACCUGAGAAGAAUGAAGGUUGACGCCAAGUCUCGAUGCCAAAAACUCUACAAAUUGAACGAAAGACCAGAUGCGAAGCUCUUCGUUUCACUUGGCCGUCUUGUUAGACAGAAGGGGGUCGACCUGCUUGCAGACGUGGCAGAGUGGCUACUCUCCACCUAUCCUGAGGCCCAGCUGAUCGUCAUCGGACCACCAGCCGAUGGGUUUGGCUUCUAUGCAGCACGCAAGCUGGAAAAACUGGCAGACACCGAAGCCUUUAAGGGGCGACUCAGUGUCACUUGCAGCUUUGUGAAAGUCCCAGAAGACCUAAAAUGGGCCAGCGACUUCUGCUUGAUGCCGUCCCGUGAUGAGCCCUUUGGAUAUGUGGAUGUGGAGUUUGCCUGGCGGGGGGCCGUGAUCGUCGGCGCGCAAGCCGGUGGACUGGGCAAAGUCCCGGGGUUUUACUACGUCGCCCAGAACAGAGAGAGCCUAACACGGCUCAGACGGGAGCUGCGCACAGUCAUCUCUGCAGCAAUGCAGGCGCCCAUGAAUGUUCUUCAUGCCAUGUCUAGGCAGGCCUUGCAGAGCAAUUUUCCGGUGGAGGACUGGCAAGCCAGACUGCUAAACCUAUAUGAGCAGGUGAUUGACACGCGACCACACCCAAGCGCUCCAGAACGGUUGCAGACCACCUGGUUUCCCUCGCACCACCAGGCCUUGGCACCGGAGCCCGCGGCACAUCCAGGAAGUACAGGUGCUGCGAGUACGACAGGUACGACAGGCAUUACAGGCACUACAGGUGGUGUUUUGGGUACCCCGGUUGCCGGCUCCUUUCUGGAGAGCCAGGAGGGCAACUCUCGCGAUCUGCCCUCCCAGGAGUUCAUCGUUCGCCAGGAGCUGUCAGAAGCAGAGCUGAACGUCCUUGUCACGGCCAAGCUGGAAACCUUGGAUCAGGACAUUGAGACGGUGUUGCGCAGCAUCGGUUCGGACAGGGACGUGGAACAUGAAACAAAUCCUGUUUCAAAAUGGCUUGUGUGCCACAGUCUAGGGACAGCUCGGAUUCACUGGCUCGUUUCAUGUGGGUACAUUGCCUGCCCUCUGUCAUCCUUGUUGAUCUUAGUAGUGGCUACAGAAUGGGGUAUCCGUGGUUCCACAGAGCUUCCGGAAUGGUUCAAGCGGUUCCCAUGGUUCAAGACGGUCUUCGGAAAUGGGGGACUGGAUCCGCCCAUUCUGAACAUGCUGCUAUUCUCGACCAACGCCCUCGCAACAACUUUGGGUGCACCACUAUGGACAUUUGCGGCAUCCUGGAUACAGCCACGAAAGCUGCUGGCAGCUGCAAUGUUGCUUCAGGUCCCCAUCCUGCUCACAAUGCUGGUGGUCCACAGACCCAACGUUUCCCUGGCGACUUCCCUGGUCUUCCUUCAGGGAGUGUUCAGCUCCGGCUCGUUGCUCUUCGUGGCCUUCAACUUCAUGCUAUCGAUCAAAGCAGACAUCAGCCAUGCUGCGAAGCGGAUGGGCAUCUUGGAGAUGGUCAGGAACGCCGUCACAUGGCUCAUCACCGGCUACAUUUUCCUGACAUCACCUUCCACACAGAUCGGCUCCAAGGAGCAGCCACUGCCCCCUUCGGUGAUCCUUCUCCUCACGCCCGUCGCGUUUGUGACCUUCUUGGCCACACUCGUGCCAGGCGCACUCUUCCUAGCCGCCCCAGGCCCCUACAGAGAGGAUCGACUACCUGGCUGGGAGCUGAAUCUGUUCUGGAAGCGGCGAACCUUCAUCAUCCUGUCACUCUCAGACGUGUUGGGCUGCCUUGCGCUGUUCCCAAGCACCUGCUAUAUUCGCUGGUGGUUCGCCAACGGCUGGAAGGGGGAAGACCUGGCUUGGCUAAGCCUCGGCUUUGCUUUGCUCUUGGGCCUGGUGACCUAUGUGUGGGCUUUGGCACUCGAACACGCCAUGAUCCAUGGCCUAGCCCUGCUUAUCGGCAUAACGCUUCUGCUCCCACCAGCUCCGAUGCUGCGUGCAAUCGUUCAAGACGAAGUAUCUACUUUUACGUUCUUUGGUCGCUCAGAUACUGCCUUGGCCAUCUGCUGCCUGUCACUUAUUCUGGAAGGGAUUCGUUCCUCGUCGGCAUGGGCAGUGAAAGUUCGUGUGCUCAACUCCAGGUGGAGACUGCUGAGCUACGGAACAGUUUCUGUCAUUCUCCAGGGACUGUCCAGCAUGGUCUCACCUUUCCUUUGUGAGCUUGUUGCACGCAGACGUGCCAGCACGUUCAUUUCGGACAACGAGAAGGAGCUCGCCAAUGCAUCGCUCGUUUCGGUGGUCCCGCUCUGCUUGGCUCAAUUUGUGGUGCAGAUGCUAGCGGCACCCUGCAUCCGUCAAGAUCUUGGAGUGGCAUCCUCAAGCUCUUUGUAUCGUGACCGUGACCGUCCCGACCGUCACGACCAUCCUGACCCUGCGCGCCGCGGCAGCCUAAACCAAAAUAGCUGCGGCUGUCUCGGUAGGGCGGUGCGGGCUUGCUCCAUUAAGCAUGCAAUGGGUUUGCGACGGUUGCCACCUCGACUUGCCAUAGCCUGCGGAGUCUGCCUGGCAAUAGCGACCCUAGUCGUCGAGGUCGUCCUGCUGCAUAAGCCCUUCCCCUUUGCCCCGGCGCGACGAUGCUUACAGAAAGGCAUCUCAAGGAGCGUGUGCAAGCUCAUCGCAGACGAGACAGACCCACGACCUGCUGAUACCUUCGCUGAGUUUGGGCGCGGCCACUACGGCAAGAAUAAUUUUAACCAAAGCACAACUGGAAAGUUCAACUGCAAUCAGCGCAUGAAGCGGCUAAAUGGAAAUACCUUCGUAUUCUGGGAUGAAGGUCGAUGCCAGGUGUGGAGCUGUGAUCCAGAAUUUCCUGAAGAACUUCCAGACCAGCCUUUGGAAGGAGGCGAAAUCUGGUCAAGGCACUGCAACAUGUCGAUGCAGAACGAAAUCAUGGUGCACCUUUUCGAGUGGCCCUGGCCCGCCAUUGCCGAGGAAUGUGAGACCUACUUGGGGCCCGCAGGUGUUACGGCCGUGCAAGUAUCACCACCAACCGAACAUGUCCUGGGAGACUCUUGGUCUACGCGGUAUCAGCCAGCCUCGCCACUCGUGCAGGCCCCCAAGAAAGAUCGUGGGAAGAAGUGUGGCCAGUCGAAGGACACGCCCACGUCAUCGACAGCUCCAUGCGUUGGCUGGUCUGGCACCGGGUAUGGCAAUCGGGAGUUUCGACAUGGCACUCUUGGACUGGACUAUUUCGAAAGACAGGAUUUCCAUCAUUAUGAAGGCAACUUUGAGUCGAAUUGUGGCCUUCC